Messenger RNA from Manduca sexta (tobacco hornworm), 4175 nucleotides. RefSeq names its product protein lines (gene lin). The record is from RefSeq and is a predicted model, not a curated record. The transcript has 2 exons. Bases 441 to 2870 code for a protein of 809 amino acids. NCBI's taxonomy places the organism in Eukaryota, Metazoa, Arthropoda, Insecta, Lepidoptera, Sphingidae.
CACAAGUGAUCGUACUUAUUAAAUAUUAAUAUUUUUCUGUAAUAUUUUAUACCCUAUAUGAUAGUAAAAUAUUUAAAUACAAUUUUUAUAAAUACUUUAAUUUUGUGCAAUAAUAAGAUUAUAAAAGUUAUAACAUAAAUUCCGAUGAAAAAAGUAGUUCUAUUAACAGAGCGUCAUUUGUACGUAAUGGAGUCGAUGUUCUAUUCAACAAAUUGUAAUUGACAAAAUUAUCCAUCUGUUCAGGAAAUAUUACUGAAAACUGUGUUAUUUUGUGCAUUAUUGGAUUGCAGUGAAUGUUUAUAUACAAUUUAUGGAUACCAACGACAGGGACAAGCGCUCGCACAACCUCGUUUCGUCGACGAACUAUGCCCGUCGCGAAAUAGAACCGAGAGAUUUGCGUGUGCAGCGCAAAUUAUAGUUUUGCAUUUGAAAAAGAUUUAAUGGUUUUACGAGGGCACUUGUGUGAACCUCGCGUAGAUGAAGGCAUGGCUUCAGAUCAGCCCGUGAAGAAGAAGCAGAGGAUCGAUGCGCCAGACAUUGACGAGGGCAGCGACAGAUCCGCGGACGACGCUCUUACGGACAUCUUUGACGCGGAGACUCCGCCCGCUGAGACGUCCGAGGAAUUCGCUGCCAGGAAUGGUGAGUCGCCUGACAGCGGUACGGUAAGCGAGGAUGCCGUCGACUGCUCAAGCUUGUUGCGACUACCAAUUGAUACAGGAGUUGAUAUCAUACCCUCAUGCUCCACCAACACAACGCAUUGGAACUCGGAAGAUGAUAAACUACUUGCUGAAUUACGGAUACUCCAAGACGCUCUUGUUGGCCAAUGCCUUUGUCGCUUUGAUGAUAACAUGGUCACGCAACUGUUUGAUCGACAACUGAACAUCGCAACAUGGCCUUUGACAUGCUCCCUCACUUAUCUGUCAACAAUGCAACUGAUGUUUGAUGUAUAUUUAAAACAAAAUGGCACUGGAACAAUAUGCUCAAGGGUAAUGCAUGCAUGUGACAUAUUUGUAAGAAAUAGGCAUGAUUGGAUCACAGAAGUUGUUGAAUUAGCUGACCAUAAGAGUAAAUUCAUUACAUUUGUUGCCAGUAGAGUGCUAGCUAGUUUUUUAAUAGUCUCAAAGGACACCGUCGACGAAAAUUGGCUUCAACAGAUAGCGGAGAACAUUUACCUGUUUGAUAGGAUAAAUAGGAUUACAGUACAAAAGAUUAAUUUCAGUUUAGACAUAAUUAAGAGGAUAGUGGAGUGGAAGGAUGUGGAGCAGCAUCCGUUAGAAGAUAGCAAUUAUAUAAAUACUCCAGCAAGCUCACAUGUCCAAGAAGACAAUCCAUUUCGGAGUAGUGUAGGCUAUUCAAGUAGUAGCGAAGGCCCCUCAAGUUCCCACAGUAAUGUACAGACCCCAUUAACAAAUUCACAGUCCCAGAUGGUGCCCUCAACAUCUUCUGAGCCAACUGAUAAUAAACCAAUGACGUUCCGACUACACGAGCCGGUAUUAAAGUUUCCAGGUGAUGAGAGAUGUGAAAUGGAACAGUCGCCUGAGCCACCAUUGUCAAGAAUUGAGAGAGUGAAUGAACAUGGAUGUGUGACUGUCAUCCUGACUGACUCGGAAUCAUUUGACACGUCACAUAUAAAAUGUCUGACGAUAAAGACACUGGAGCACCACUGGCCUAUUUUAGUCAAAAACAUGAAGCUUCUUCUACUAAGGUACCUGAAUUUAGCUAAUGCUGAAAAUUGUAUACUAACAUUUUUCUCUUUAUGGGAGAACAUAAUAAGUGUAAAGGCGAAUCUCUCAAUUAUAGACACGAAACCGUUCUAUGCAGAUUUGCAAAGCUUUGUUGAUUUGUUAAGGAAUACAAUGCUACCAAGUUUAAUAUACACACAUCUGUUAAGUUUGUUCAAUGAAGUUCUGUGUUAUGGUUCAACAUUGGCAUUACAGGAUAUAUUACCUGAAGAGAUAUGUUGUCUGGCGCACUCUAUUGUCAGAUAUGUUAAAGAUUUCAGGUUACUAAGUGAUAUCAGAGUACAAAAUAGUAGAAGUGGGUUUGGGUUUUUAGGACAUGAAUGUCGGAUUAUCAGGGAUUAUUCGUUAGGGCCUGAAGUCGCGCCGUUGUCGUCUUCUAUCCAGUUAGUAGACCAGAGCUAUGGCGAAGACGAUAAUGACGAACCCCAGUCAAGGUCUGAAGUCGACAAAACAAUGUUACAAAGAAUGUCAUUGUUAGUACUAAAAUCUGUUGCUGUAACCGUAAAAGAGAUGAGAUGCGAUUCGUCAGAUAGCUCAAUAGACUCUUCAGAUUACAAUGCGAUACAAGACAUGCAAAUUGUAGAGAGAUCUAUUCGAGAUGUUCUUAAAAAGCUGGACGGUUUCAUAAGACACAGCUUAGAAUUCCAUCCAGAAACACCCUUCACUAAAAUGCUAAUUCAUCUAUUUAGUGAACAAGAUGAUUAUUUGAUUGAAUCAAUGGUGUGUACUCUGGACAUUACUGUAGGUAUUGUUUACAGGAAUUCCGUAUACCCUGACUUAAUACCAAUGUUGAACCCAAUAUCUUCAUUUAUAGAAUUCCUCAAAGUAGUUUCGCAUGACAGCGAUGUGUUACUGGACUACUUAGUGAGCAAUGAGACGUGUUUUCUCUUAUAUUUGUUGAGGUUUUUGAAAUAUGUAAGGAGGAAUUGGGCGAAGUUUCUGGAGACAUGUCAACAGUCAGACUCUGGAGGGACAAGAGGGCUUGACGACACAAUGAGAGUGCUAAUACGGUUAAGAUUACAGAUAAGUCGUUUGGUUUCCAGAUCUUUGUUCCCAUAUAACAUAAGCCCUGUGUUAAGAUUGCUAGAAGUAUGCGAGAGCUUGUAUGAAGGAAACGAAUUUAGCUGAAUAAGGCUUUAAUUUGUUAACAAAGGUAUAAUAGCCUUUUCUCUGCAAGGAAACACGCGAAAUACCAAUGUUACUAAUACAGAGUUUCUCAAACUUUCAAAUAUCAUUUUAACAUAAUCACAAAGACUGCAAACACAUUAUCAACAUUCCAAAAUUUCUUCACUUAGGAUGCGUGCUAGUUAUAAAAUUGAUUUUAACUUAUAUUAGUUUUAGAUGUAUCAUAUUAUGUGUAUUAUGUAUUUUAAAGUCUUCCUUUUAGAAUACAAUCGUUUUUAUAAAUCUGACUGUGGGUCAAUGACAUUGUAUUCAAUUUAUCAAAUGUGGAGGGUAUUAUGCAAAAUAUUAUUCAAUUACUCAGAUUUUAACAAUACAAAGACUUUUAAAGUAUGAAUCGAAACUAAUCAGUGUCAAGGAAGAUUGUUUUUUAUCUUUAAAUCCCAUCAAAAUAUAUUUUUGACCAUUGGGUAUUCAAUUAUCCGAAAUGUUUGUCUUAAAAUUUAUUGAACAAUCAAAAAUUUGCUUUUUUUUAUCUUAACGAUGACUUUGAACUCUACACGAGUUUUUAAUGGAAUUUUUAAUGAUGAGAGUAAAAUUAAAAAAUGUAUAAAUAAUACAAAAAAGUAGCAUUCUAUAUUUUGCAAUUUGUUUUAGCUUAACUAAACUUUGAACCAUUGCAGGUGAAAGUUAUACCUUUCCUUUUAGUUAUCAACAAAGAAAAAUCAGUUGAACUAUAAAUACUAGCAAUAUAUCACCCACUGUGACGUGCCUUACCAUGAAAUAAUAUAGGGUGCUCACAAAAUUAUUUUUCUACAAAAAAGUGUGUUUUUGCACAUACAAACCACGUAACUAGCAUAAUACUUUAACUAGAUUUUUAAACGAUUUAGAAUUAACUUAUUUUAGUUUUUAAUUAAACAACGGUUGUAUUAUAUUAUUAUAGUCUUUUUGCAUAUUAUAAUGCGGGUCUAAGUAAAUACUUGUUUUUAAAUUAAUUACGAACCACGCCAGGAUGUAAAUAGAAUGCCAUCAAUUACCAUACUAUAAGUAACUGUAAUCAGUAUUAAAACAAUAUCCUAAUUUAUAUAAAUAUAUUAUUAUAUGAAUAAUCGCUAAUCUGCUUAAUAAACUUAUGAAGAAAUAAAUAAAAUCACUUUGAAAUUCAAGAAAUAGUACUCAUUUGGUACUUCAAUUUCUCUGUUCAACAACGGCUAAGUAAACUAUCGUAUAUGAAAUCGUAUCGUACGUAAAUAAAGUUAAUAAAUUAAGUUUUUUUUUAUUUAGAAGUAAAACGGUACUCAGAUAACGAAA